GCGCGGCGCGGCGCGGCGGGGCGGGGCGGGGCCGGGCGGAAGCGGGCGGCGCGGCCAUGGAGGCGCCCUCGGUGCCGGCAGCCUCGACGUCGGGCGCGGCGGGGCGCGGGCCCAUCAAGGGCAUCCUGAAGAAGGGCGGUGGCAAGUUGGCGGUGGGGGCAGCCGCCCCCGGGGCGCGGCGGGCCAGCCCGGCCCGCGACGAGGACGAGCACGGUAAAAAAUCCCAGAAGUGGGAUGAAAUGAACAUCAUAGCUACAUACCACCCAGCAGGCAAAGAUUAUGGCUUGAUGAAAAUAGAUGAGCCAAGUACUCCUUAUCACAGCAUGGUAGGAGAAGACGAUGAGGAUGCAGUGAGUGAUUCAGAAUCAAAUGAGCCCUUAAAAGCAGAUGUGUUGAGUAAAAAACUGGCAGCUGCAGCUGAAGGUAAAGGACCCAAGAUUUUAGCAAAGCAAGAGGAAAGCAGUGAGGAGGAGGAAGAGGAUGAAGAAUUAACACCUGAAGAACGAGAGAAAAAGAAGCAGUUUGAAAUGAAGAGAAAAAUGCACUACAAUGAAGGACGAAACAUCAAACUGGCAAGACAGCUCAUUGCAAAAGAACUACAUGGUGAAGAAGAGGAUGAUGACGAGGAUGAAGAGAUGCACGACGCUGCAGAUGUAGAAACAAUGAAUACAGAAUCUACCGAACAUGCUGCCAUCUCUCUGCACUCUGCUGUAAAACAGAGGCAACUCCGCUCCCCAGCUGCAUUCGCCAGUGGAAAGAAGGCACACCUUUGCAGCAUUUUUCCAUCUCUAUUGUUGAAGUCCAUUCCACCUUGCCUCAUAACCAGCUUCAGAGCCACAACUGACUGAGAUUUCUUGGUGACUGAAGUGAAGAUGGCCAGUCCAGUCAGUAAUGCACAUGCUACUCGUGACCAGCUGGAAAGUAGAGUACACAGUAUAGAAGAAAUUUGUCCAGAACUGUAACUGCUUGUCAAAGACACAAAUAUAAACACCGCUUCAUGAUUUUUGCAAUUAAGGCUCUUAAAUAUUGAGAAGCAUAUCAGUUACAAUGUUGUAUUGCCAAGAAUGUUAAUUUUAGACUUGUCCAUUAGACAGAAAAACCUGUCUAAUUGAUUUAUUCUUGUGCCUAGUAUUUCAUGGAGAACACUGCUUCAUAAUCUGUUCAACCAGAAUGGCAUUCCCUGUAUGCAUAAUGCUGAUUAUCUUGCGUAAUGUACUGUUACUCUUCAUGCUUCGGAACAGACAGUAUCUCUUGUUUUUUCACUAUUUAUUCAACAAUGUUCUAAGUGUGGUAUCUCCUAUGGAAAGGUUUGGGAUUCAAGAGCCAAACGGUACAGCGUAUAUCCGAUUGACAUGCAAGCUAUUUAUCAGAUGUGUUAAGCAGUUUAGAAAGGGAUUAUUUAAGUCUUACAACUUUGUUGUAAAAUGUUGACCUGUUAUAUAGAUUUCAGUAUGUUAUGACCUGUAUUUUCCCAGUUUUUACAUGAAGACCUGUAUUCUUUUUAAGAGUGGUGUUUGGAAUCAGUUGUUUAGUUUCUGACUAAGGUGAUACUAAUGCCUGGUGGAGGGAAUGUUUUUACACUGGAAAUGUGUGGACUUGAACGUUGCAUUUAACUGUCAUUAUCUCAUCCAUUGGGACUGGAUGUUUUGCGAAGCUCUCUGGCUUAUGAGAACAUGGAAAUUCCCUCCAACUUUUAAAACUACAUUGACUGUCACUCUUCUGGCUCUUGUUUCAAACUUUCGGUCCUUUCCAGUUGCACGAAGAGUGCUUGUGCUACUAGCAUCUGAGGAAAAACACCCAGCCAUGAGCAAAUACACAUCAGGACUGUGAAGAUGAGCUGAGUUUGGGUUCUGGCUGUUCUUUAUACAAGGUAAUUGUUGAUGAUCUCCUACUUAUUUGCGGUUGGUAGCCUGCAUACUGAAAACCACUGGUCUGAAUCUUCCUGUAUCCACAGCAGAUGCUUUUGUAAAAUGAAGGCUGUUUGGAAGAAUAGAAGGGAAAAUGCCUAAUUCAAAUACUUGUUUACAGUGUGGUUGUAUAGCCCCUGUAAAGAGGGAUUUGGAACCUCCAAACUGCUGUAAACAACUUCCCAUUCAGUAGAAGUUGAUUGGUGAAUGUUCCAGUAUUCAGAGUAGUUCCUGGGUUUAUCACACAAAUGAAGUAUACAGUUAAGCUUUAGCUUGGUUAUGGAAUACAGUGUGUAUCUUCAUUUUGAUCUGAAUUUGAUAUGUUGCAAAAAUCCAUAUAGAUAUAUGGAUCUAUUUUAAAAUGUCUUUUUGUCCACUGUAUAUGUGAAGUUGAAUAAAGGAAUGAAAGUUAUUUUACAGUUAUAUGCAUUCCCAAGUGUGAGCUUUCAUGAAACCCAGGGAGAUUGAGAGUGAAUAAGGCAAUAGGAUGCUGUCCUUUGACAGAUUUGUACAUGAAUAAUUCAUUAGAAUGGAUGCAUUGCCAAAGAUACCCGUGAGUUGUGCUAAUUGGGUGUUGCAGUGUGCCUUCCCCAUCUGUCUCUUCUCCUUAGUAGGUAAAAGGGUUGUUGGUUGUGGGAUAUUUACUCUUCUAAGGGCCUGAAUCAGGAUUAAUAGCAUCUUUUCACAAGAAAGAGUUGAAUUCUUGAUUCAGUCCAGAGUGGUGAUGCCAGUUUUUCAAUAUGGAGAAUUCUGUUUCUUCCUAUAUCAAACAUGGUCAUUUCUAUAGAUUAAACAGGGGCAAAGCAUUUAAAUACUUCUGAUUCCCAAAGUCACUUACUGUAGCUUUUAAAUUUGCCUCCCAAGAAUAGGAUUUCAAACCUUAAAGUUUGCUCCCUUUAUAUACCAGCUUGCAGUGUUCUGCCUGUUGGAAUGUCUGUGCUGAGCUGUAUUUCAGACUGAGCAGCUGACAGCCUGGCCUGCCCCAGCAGGGCAGUUCGGUCCUGCUGAGCGCGGCAGCACUCAGCAAAGCCCUGUUACUUUCAGACUGGGGUGUGAGCGGGCCAAGAUCUGACCAAUGUGUGUGGGUAAAGCAGGUGUCUUCUAUGAUGCUGUAAAACAGACUAUUGGUACUUUGUGAUAAGUACAGGUGGGUACUUCAUACCCACAAUUACGGUGUAAUCCAUCAGAAGCAGCUCUUACAUGAGCUAAUGACCUGCCCUCUUUGCCCCCACGCUUUCUGCGUUCAAGACCUCAUUUUCAUUUUGGUGCUCAGCAAGGGUACUUUAUACCCUACAACGCCUGCAAAGCAUUUUGUUUAACAAACAGAAAAAACUUUUGCUAACUUCCAGUUAGAGACCUUUCCUGUAAUGGCUUCCAACAUCCUGGAUGAAAUGGGUAUGCAGCUUUGAGGGAGGUACAGUAUACAUAAAUGCAUGAAGAUGGUUUUAAGUGAACCUCAGAACGUAUAGUAGGUCCCUUCAUCAGUCAGAUGAUUUUGAGCUGUUUGGGUGAUCUUCAUUUUUCUGUGCCACCAAGCCCCCAAGUUUUAGUAAGAUGCCAUUUUGGAACUUGUACUAGUUUUAGUUACGGGUUUUAUUAAAGGAUUUAUUCUCCUUCAUGCUCUUCAGUGCUAGCAAUAAUUCUGUUUGUGCUUCUUCAUCUUGCUCACCUGGAGUGCAGGCCGAUGUACCUGAUACUGCUUUUAACUGAAAGGCUGCUUUACUUUAUUUACUUCGUGUGUUUUAAUAGCUAACCCAGGCAGGUUUACUUUGCAGUAAAUACAGAUAGCUUUUUUUGCAAAAGGAUGUCUGAUUUCCUUCUAUUCUGGAUAUAUCAAUUAUGGUUCCCUGCUGAAUGGAGACAAGGGAAGAAAAGCCUUUUCUCUUUUUACAUUUGAUGGAUUGCAUGCACAUCUUAAUUUUGUGGUGCAUAUGGUAAAAUUUCAUUUGUAUAGUAAAAAGUGGGGUAAAGAGGAAACAAGACAUGCAGCCCUUACUAAUGUGGACAUUGAGCUCCACAGCAUCAUAAUUCUGAAGCUUCUUGCACAUGUUUAAGUCCUCAAGCUGCAUCCUGUUGAGAAAAAAAUAUUUUCAAUAUGCUUCCAAUAGGAAGAUCACUUGCAAAUAAGAGCCUUAACUCUGUCUUUAAAGUUCUUUUUCCUGUCCUUGAAGUUUCUUUCACACUGAGUUGUAUGCAGUUUGUGGAAACUGCAAAUAUUUUUUUUCCACAGCUUGUUCUUGUGUUAAACUUGUAUAUCUUUCCAGAACUCUGUUUCUGUAAUAUGCUUUCUGUGGUGUUUUAUUAUACCACCUCACAAAUGUAAUUAUUCUGUUUGAAACCAGUGUUAAGUGUCACAAAGUAAAUAAACCAUUGUUUUCAUUAGUGCCCUAUGGCAGUAA
Molecule: messenger RNA, 4306 nt
Organism: Tyto alba (common barn owl)
Lineage: Eukaryota; Metazoa; Chordata; Aves; Strigiformes; Tytonidae
Gene: PPP1R2
Product: protein phosphatase 1 regulatory inhibitor subunit 2
Exons: 8
Coding region: 57-848 (263 amino acids)
Biological process (GO): regulation of signal transduction
Molecular function (GO): protein phosphatase inhibitor activity
Source: RefSeq, a predicted model, not a curated record